Molecule: messenger RNA, 1843 nt
Organism: Hyaena hyaena (striped hyena)
Lineage: Eukaryota; Metazoa; Chordata; Mammalia; Carnivora; Hyaenidae
Product: histone H3.1-like
Exons: 2
Coding region: 104-730 (208 amino acids)
Cellular component (GO): nucleosome
Molecular function (GO): DNA binding; structural constituent of chromatin; protein heterodimerization activity
Source: RefSeq, a predicted model, not a curated record
GUAAACCAAAGGCUCUUUUAAGAGCCACCUACAAUUUCUUCAGGAGAUCUGGACACUGAAUGCUUUUGGAAAAUCACUAGUAUAAAGCGGACAGAAAAAAUAUAUGAGGUCGUGGACAAGAAUACCAGAGCAUUUGGAGCUCAAUAGAAGUUUCGAGUCUGUAACCAAUCCUGGUACCGGUUGUGUAGGCUGGUCCCCUUUUGUCCAAUCAGCUUCUGACUCUCACUAUAAAUAUGACAGAACGGGCUUCUCCUUACGGUCAUUGAACUCUCCGGCCAUGGCUCGCACGAAGCAGACGGCGCGCAAGUCGACGGGCGGCAAGGCCCCGCGCAAGCAGCUGGCCACCAAGGCGGCCCGCAAGAGCGCGCCGGCCACGGGCGGCGUCAAGAAGCCGCACCGCUACCGGCCCGGCACGGUGGCCCUNGUCAAGAAGCCGCACCGCUACCGGCCCGGCACGGUGGCCCUGCGCGAGAUCCGCCGCUACCAGAAGUCCACCGAGCUGCUCAUCCGCAAGCUGCCGUUCCAGCGGCUGGUGCGCGAGAUCGCGCAGGACUUCAAGACCGACCUGCGCUUCCAGAGCUCGGCCGUCAUGGCGCUGCAGGAGGCGUGCGAGGCCUACCUCGUGGGGCUCUUCGAGGACACCAACCUGUGCGCCAUCCACGCCAAGCGCGUCACCAUCAUGCCCAAGGACAUCCAGCUGGCGCGCCGCAUCCGCGGCGAGCGGGCCUGAACCGCAAGGUCUGUCACUCCUUCCCAAAGGCUCUUUUCAGAGCCACCACAUGCACGUUGAAAAGGACUGUUUCCCUGUAUCUGUUGGGGGGCUACGUCUAUAGAACCGCCCCAUUUCUGGGCGUUUUACAAUGUUUUAGGAAGUUGGUAAAAGCACUCAAGUGCACCUGACUUAGCUAUUCUGCUUGUUCCGGUUUAUAGUUUUCGCCAUGUCUAGCCGCUCUGCUAUGGGGGACAUUGCCCUUUAUCUCACGGUAAUCCGCUUCGGGUCAGCACAUAGGAAGACCGCCUGCACGUUCGUUUUCUCUCCUCUGUCCCUUCUCAACUUAGAAGCCCGUGGAAAGAAAUUUCUAAGUAACUUUGCUUUGUACUCUGGAGCUUGGAUACCAACAUAACAACUGCUAACUUAGUCACCCACCACGAUCCUGUUCAUUGCCUUCCUGAGAGUGGGUUCAUGAAUAAGUAGGACCUGUGUUCUCCACAUCCACAUUUUAGGAUGAUGCUAGUAUACUAUUCAAGGUGCCCUAGUUCCUUUUUCAAGCAAGGUGUUCUCUCCUUAGUCUCCCUUCCUAUGGAAGGGAAGGUAUAUUUAUUUGGAGGAAAGCAGUGCCCUCCUACCAUCACAGUUUACCCUCUUGUACACACACGUGCAUGCACACACGAGGCUGUUGAUCCAAUCUAAGGCCAGUUUCUAAAUAGAUUGGUAAUCUCAAGUGUGAGAGUUUUCCUUCCUCCUGGGCUGGGAAAUCGCUAUUAAGGGCCCUGUCCACUCUGACCCAUACUCUUGCUGGCUGGGUAGAGCCCCCUCCCAGAGAGAAGGCAGUAAGUACGAUUCUCCAAAUUAGUCUUUCAGUUCUGAGUAUAUGAAGAUUUAUCCGGGUGCAGGAGUAGUUCUAGUUGUGUGGACAUUUUUAGAUCUGUGGAUGUGGUUACUCCCUGCCUCUGAAUCCACUCCAUGUGCUAACUGUGAUAAUCUUGUGAUAAUCUACCUCAGCUCUUUCUGGGCUUUCAAGGUGAGCUUUCAUCACCCCAUAAGAGGAAUUGAAGUUUGCCAUAGGGAUGGCAUGCAAAUGUUGCAGGAUUCUCGCACAGAGAGUCAUGACACCGAGGCUUU